Symsagittifera roscoffensis is the source of this 1077-nucleotide messenger RNA. Its product is annotated as thioredoxin domain-containing protein 9-like. Gene Ontology annotation, cellular component: cytoplasm. NCBI's taxonomy places the organism in Eukaryota, Metazoa, Xenacoelomorpha, Acoela, Convolutidae. Gene Ontology annotation, biological process: microtubule cytoskeleton organization. The transcript has 3 exons. The record is from RefSeq and is a predicted model, not a curated record. Bases 5 to 664 code for a protein of 219 amino acids.
UGCAAUGUCGGGACAUUUAGAGGCGGCGGUUGAGGCUAGUUUGCUGCAGGCGGCCCAAGUGGCGGAACAGAAGAUUGACGAUGAGAUCAAAAGACUGGAGGAGAUGGACGACGAGGGCCUGGAGCAGAUCAGACAGAAGAGACUGGCCGGCAUGAAAAAGGAACAGGACGCCAAGUUUCACUUCAUGCGCAUGGGUCAUGGGACGUACAGGGAGCACACGGAGCACGAAUUUCUGAAGGGGGAGGGGAGUAAAAGCGACAACGUUGUGAUCCACUUUUACAGACCCACCACUGAGAGAUGUCAAAUAGUGGACCGCUAUUUGCACCAGUUGGCCCCCAAGUACUACGCGACUAGAUUUUGUAGAAUAGACGCGGAGAAGGCCAAGUUCCUCUGUGACAGACUAAAGAUCACAGUCAUUCCUUCCAUCGCAUGCUUCGUUAAGAAGCUGCAUAAGGAUACAAUAGUCGGGUUCGAUGACCUCGGAGGGAGAGAUGACUUCCCGAUUGAGGUGCUCGAAUGGCGACUGGGAUUGAGCAAAGUGAUAAAUUACACGGGCGACUGCCAAGGACCCAUCCAGAAGUCAGGCUACUCUGGAAUAUUCAUGCCAGUCAAGAAGGGAGGCAUCAGAGGCGGCGGAGGAGACUCCGAUGACGAUGAUGACUAAGCCUUUUUUUACAAGUGACCUCAAAAUGAAUGGCGAAGCCAAGUCGGGCAUGUUGAUGUUGUUGCCUUCAUUUUCCUAUUUUGGCUAUUUUCUUCCUUUCUCACCUCAUAAGUGAAACAAGUAUUCGUUUGAUAGUAUUGUUCAUUGUAACCUCUUACAGUUAGUUUGAUUACCUCAAAACCAAAGGAAAUUGAUUUUGAUAAAAUCAAUGGUUCAAUCAUGAUUUGUAGUUGGGAAAGGAAAAAGUGAGCACAUUUUUUCGAGCUGAAUCUGUAGAUGGUAUAUUGUACAUAGAAAUUCAUUAUCUCAUUUGUCCUGUUCUGUGGAAACCUCGUUUUUAUAUUUGUACGCCUUAUACAAUGACUGUAAGGUUCUAAAGUCGAAAAAAUGUAAUAUAGUUUUGCUUGCCCCUA